This is a messenger RNA of Homarus americanus (American lobster), 2328 nucleotides long. RefSeq lists its product as uncharacterized. The transcript is spliced from 6 exons. Lineage: Eukaryota; Metazoa; Arthropoda; Malacostraca; Decapoda; Nephropidae. The coding region runs from base 339 to 2102 and encodes 587 amino acids. Gene Ontology annotation, biological process: protein peptidyl-prolyl isomerization. The record is from RefSeq and is a predicted model, not a curated record. Gene Ontology annotation, molecular function: peptidyl-prolyl cis-trans isomerase activity; metal ion binding.
UCAGGUCCAGAGCUAUCCUUUAUAUUUCCCCCCGACUAAGCAACAAUUACAGUAUGCGGUGUCUUCCCAUCCUGGCUAGAUAAGUGAAGUGCAACGUAAUAGUUUUCACUCAUCCAAUCAGCAAGCAGUGCGCAGUUACCAGUUGCAGUUUCCAACUGCCCAUAAUUCAAGCAAUACACACAUCAGUUGAGUGCUCUGUCUUGAGAAACAAGUGGUGAUCAUAACGGCCCUGAUAACAGUCACACUCACAACUGGUUACUUCACACCCACUGACAGUCUCGCCACAUUCACAGGCCAUCGACUAGUCUUCAGCUUCAAUUUCCACCAACUCACAAAAAAUGGAAAUUGGCACCAAAACCCCCUGGGAAUGUCAACUCUGCUUUGAGAGUUAUGAUGAGACGGACAGACGGCCACGCGCUCUACCCUGUGGUCAUCCAUUCUGUUCACCCUGCAUCACCAACAUGAUCAAGAAUGAUCAGCUCACAUGUCCCUAUUGUCGUGCCACGCACAGAGCUACCAGCUAUACUGAUUUUCCCAUCAGCUAUGGCAUGGAGGAAUUUAUUAGAUCAUUAAAGUCACCAUCAAUAGCAACAAAACCUGUCCAAGACCCAUCAGGAGUCAUCGGCAAGAACCUACAAGCUUUGAUGCUGGAACAGGAAAAUUACAUGAAGAAGAGUCGUGAACUCAUCUGCCAAAAUUUAUUGAAACAGAUGGAUUUGUAUGAUGCUGAGCUGGUAAACUCCCAAAAAGAUCAUGAACAACUUGUUACAAGAUUGAAUAGUUUAGUAGAACAGAACAAGUUUGCAACACAACUCCUGCAGAGACAGAGGAACAUUAUACAAAUUAAAAAGACAGCUUUUGAAAACCUGAAGAAGAAACAAAGCACUAUACAGACAUGUAUGAGCUCAGCCAGUACUACUCAGGAAGCUCUCAGUGCUGUUGAGGAUCAACUCGGCUGCUCAACAGAGAUGAAAAACUGGAUUCGGAACUGCCAAGAGGAUUUUCCUGAUGUUGAAGCUAUUCACAUUUCAAUGAAGGUACGAGAGGUCACCAGGAUGACUCUUGACAAUGUGAUCAUUAAGGACAACAGUAUGGUGGCCAUCCCCACCCAUCUGAUAACUCUCAUCCGUACACAAGAAAAGUCAUCUACCAUCAUGGACAGAGUCAAGCUGAUUACAUUUUCUGUGAACGACUUACAGCAGAAGGGAGAGUUUGUAAAGAGUCUGUUAGAGGCUGGUCGUGUGGUGGCUGUCAAACAAGACAAUGGUAUCCUUCACUGCUCCAGGAUAACACUACGAAGUGAAAUGUUACACCUUCACACACUCCUGAAGAAACCCAAGCCAGGCAAUGCUUGCACACUGGAGUACAGUAGUGUGGUCAACCUGCUGAACUCCUCCUCCACUCGGGUCAACCUGCUGAACUCCUCCUCCACUCGGGUCAACCCGCUGAACUCCUCCUCCACUCGGGUCAACCUGCUGAACUCCUCCUCCACUCGGGUCAACCCGCUGAACUCCUCCUCCACUCGGGUCAACCUGCUGAACUCCUCCUCCACUCGGAUCAACCCGCUGAACUACUCCACUAGGGUCAACCCGCUGAACUACUCCUCCACUCGGGUCAACCUGCUGAACUCCUCCUCCACUCUAGUUUUCUUAGACCUGGGGUGGAGGGGAUCAACACAAGGGAGGAUCUACAUCCAGCUGAGUCCUGACACUGAGAUGGCCAAACAGUUCAUGUGGUUGUGUACAGGGCAGAAAGGUCCCUCAUACCUCAACUCCUGUAUCUUUAGUAGAGAUUUUGUGUGGGGCAGUACAAGAUGGUAUAUAAGUGGUGGAGACUAUGAGAAGAACAAUGGCAAGGGAGGGGCCCCACUACUGUCAGGGAUGCAUUACCGCAACGAGUACAACAGGACUGGCAAGGGGCUGGUGACAUAUAAGGAUGACCCUUGGAGUCCUACAAGUGCCCAGUUCUGCAUCUACUGGGAUGAAUCAAAAAGUGAGCGUGCAUUUGGUCAGGUGGUGCAAGGACUUGAGGUGGUACAGAGUGCAGCUUAUUUCAUCAGGGAAGCUAAAGUGGUUGACUGUGGUGUUGUUUUGCCUUCAUAGCUCACCUUACCAUGUAUCACCACCAUGUGUCUUCUACCUGUAUCACUUAACAUGUGUAUAACUCCUUUGUGUAACCUCCCAGUAUCACCACCAACAUGUGUCACCUCCUUGUAUCACCACCAACAUGUGUCACCUCCCUGUAUCACCACCACCAUGUGUCACCUCCCUGUAUCAUCACCAUCAUGUGUCACCUCCCUGUAUCACCACCACUAUGUGUCACCUUGUA